This is a messenger RNA of Lactuca virosa, 963 nucleotides long. The record is from the annotation of a GenBank genome assembly. NCBI's taxonomy places the organism in Eukaryota, Viridiplantae, Streptophyta, Magnoliopsida, Asterales, Asteraceae.
AUGUCAAAAUUCGAUCCAUAUGAACACCUCAAGAUUCUUAAUAAUGAAGAUGGUACAAUUACUCGCCUUGUUCAAUUCCCACAAAAGCCAGCCACCGGCGACGGUGAGCUCCUCCCUGGUCAAACGGUGGUCAGCAAGGAUGUAACCCUCGACGCCACCAAAAACACAUGGAUACGAAUUUACCGGCCGGCGAAAAUACCAUCCAACGACAGCAAAAUCGCACGCCUCCCAUUGGUUAUAUACUUCCACGCCGGAGGUUGGAUUCUUUUCAAUGUAAACGACAUGAUGAACCACGACGCCAUGAACAAACUCUCGGAGGAGAUUCCGGCCAUCGCCGUUUCAGUCAACUACCGGCUAGCACCGGAGACCAGACUCCCAGGGCAAUACGAGGAUGCCAUGGACGCUUUAAAUUGGGUGAAAAAACAAGCCACAGAUCCAAACGGCGAACCAUGGAUCACACAGUACGCCGAUUUCUCUAGGGUUUUCCUCUACGGAACCUCAUGCGGCGCCAACAUUGUUUUGAACACAGCAUUACGAGUUCUGGAUCAGGAUCUAUCGCCAUUGACAAUCGGGGGAAUUAUACUGAACCAGCCCUUCAUCGGAGGCAAAAAACGAACGAAGUCGGAGCUAAAAAUGGCGGCGGAUAUGUUCUUUCCGUUGCCGGUGAUCGAUCUUUUGUGGGAACUUGCUUUACCGAAGGGUACGGAUCGAGAUCAUCGAUUUUGUAAUCCGUUAGGGGAUGAACAAGUGAAGCAAAAGAUGAAGAGAUUAGGGAGGUGUUUGGUUAUAGGGUUUGGAGGGGAUCCAUUGAUCGAUAGGCAACAAGAUCUUGUGCAAUUGAUGGUGAUGCAAGGGGUUAUGGUUGAAGCCAGAUUUGAUGAUGUGGGGUUUCAUGGGAUUGAAAUGAUUGAUCCAAGAAGAGCUUCUGCAAUUCUUAAUUUUGUUAAAGAGUUCAUCAUUUGA